This is a messenger RNA of Durio zibethinus, 2275 nucleotides long. RefSeq names its product FCS-Like Zinc finger 8-like. NCBI's taxonomy places the organism in Eukaryota, Viridiplantae, Streptophyta, Magnoliopsida, Malvales, Malvaceae. The record is from RefSeq and is a predicted model, not a curated record.
AAGAGUACAGCGAGAGAUUGACAGCAGAACAAGAAAGUCAGGACAAAACACCAUUAAAAUCCGGACUUAAAACUCGGUCCACUAAAGGACAAAACUCACACUUCAAUUUUUAUAGAUUAGAAACUAGAAAAAAAAAUAAAAGUAAAUUGAAAAGAAAAAAAAGGAAAUCUGGAAAUUAUCGUUGGACGUUUCCAGGCUUUUACUGUAAAAACCAAUCAUUCUCAUGCAUUGUUGCGUCGCCUCUCUUUCUCUUCCUUUAAAAGGCACACCCAACAACAAAACUCUACCCUUUCAAACCAAAGCUUUUUUUCUUCUUUUUUUUUUUUCCGUUUUCUCUCUCUUUUGCAAAGUUUUGCAAAUUUGUGGCAAUUUUGCAGGGGCUGAAUUAAACUGAAUAAAGAAGAGUUUGGCAGGGUUAAAUCGAUGUCUAGAGUGAGAGCCCACUAACAAAAAGUAGAAGUUCAUACAUCUGAGAGAGAAAGAGAGAGUACUGAAGCUUAUCUUUCAAUAUUUCUUUUACUUGAUUGUUGAUGAUGGCUUUCUUUUCACAUGGAGUAGCAAACAUUUAUUCCAUAUUUGCCUGAAACACCCGGCACUGUAGACAGAUACAGUUCUUUUGCAGUAAAAAAAAUGGCAGAGCAGUUGAUCGUGCCUGCUUUUGACUUGAUCAUGUGCUUUGCAUGCGGGUUAUUAUGAUGGGUAUCCAUUCUUGUCCUUGUUGAAGCAGUUGAUCGAAGAAACUGAGAUAGUAAAAGACAAGAAAUAUAGGGAAACCAAGUUUUUUGUUUAUUUUUUACUGUUCCGCCAUGGAGGCUACAGAGAUUUAGGAAGCAUUUCAAUGUCCCAGAGUAGGCGUUUUCUUUUCUGUUGAAAUUAAAAAGAAAAAAAAAACUUGCAUGGAUUUGUGUGUAAUGUUUGAGAGGGAUUUCCAGUAGAGUUUUAGCAGAAAACAGAGAACCCGUUUUACUUUUUUUUUUUUUUCGUGGUACCUACUUUUGAGUUUUCAACAUCUGAAGGUGGAUUUUUGUGACAGGCGCAAAUCAUUUCCAGCCUUCCAGGUGAGCUCAUGCCUUUUCUGACUUUCCAUCUCUGUCCUUUUAGUUUGGUGUUCCUUCUGCUUAAUUAAUCUGAUUCUUUCAUUUGUUUUUGGUUUCGUUUCAUAUUAAAAUUUUUGGGGGCUGAUAUAAAUCUGAUAAGAGGUAGAUAUGCUAAGGAAUAGGUCCAGAUCAGUGACCAGCAAGCAAGCUUUAAUGGCUGAUCACAGCUCUCAAUCAUCCCCUGCCCAGAAUCACACUAAACCAAUCCCAUCUUUCUUUGAUUCUCCAAGAUUUAAAGCUUUCACUACAAAUGGUCUCCCCGAGAAUGAUGCUAUCAAGAGUCCUACUUCAAUCCUUGACAACAAACCAUUCUUUCCUUUUGGUUACCCCUUUGGUUUUAACAUAAACCAGCGAAAAUCCCCAGAAGUUUUCUCACCCAAUAACAAACAGCACUCACCUAAGAAAUUAGAAUCAAAAGGUAUUGGUCUUGCUAUAAUCGAUACAUUCAAUGAAAAGCCAAUUGAGAAUAAGAGUUCUCGGGAGACAAGUAAUAACAAAGUGGUUUUGUUUGGGACCGAGCUCAGAGUUCAGAUACCUCCGCUCCCACCUUCUUUAAUUUAUCCAACUACUCCAAUAUCUCCAACCGAUUUUGGAAUCAAGAGCAGGAAUUCACAUUUAUCAUCAGCAUUUGGCUCUCCCAAUUCUGGUAUCCAUAUCAAGGAUUCUCCUCGGGUCUUCACUGGAUGUCUUCCUGUCAAGGAAAUGGAGCUGUCUGAGGAUUAUACAUGCGUGAUAUCUCACGGACCUGAUCCCAAAACCACCCAUAUAUUUGACAACUGCGUUGUUGAGAGCUACAGCAGUGUAUCGGAUAAGCCCAAGUCUCCACCAGAGAGUUUCCUGAGCUUUUGCCACACAUGCAAGAAGAAUCUUCAACAGAAAAUCGACAUUUACAUUUACAGAGGAGAGAAAGCCUUUUGCAGUCAGGAGUGCCGUUAUCAAGAAAUGCUCCUGGAUGGAGUGGAUAAUUAAGAAUUUCAUUUCAUCACUGCUUGAAGAAAUUAUUUUCAAUUGCGAAUGAUUGAUUCCAUAAACCAAAUAUUGUCUCAGUUCUUUUUUUCUUUUUUUUUAACCCUCUCCCCUGCAGAUAUAGAUAAGAGAGGAUGAAAUAAUGUAGACUUAAAUUAAUUUUGUUCAAGUAUUUAUAUGAUUGCCAAUGGCCUUUUGUUUUUUCCUACAAA